Stereum hirsutum FP-91666 SS1 is the source of this 1282-nucleotide messenger RNA. RefSeq names its product S-adenosyl-L-methionine-dependent methyltransferase. Gene Ontology annotation, biological process: 7-methylguanosine cap hypermethylation; 7-methylguanosine RNA capping. Bases 8 to 1282 code for a protein of 424 amino acids. Gene Ontology annotation, cellular component: nucleus. Gene Ontology annotation, molecular function: RNA cap trimethylguanosine synthase activity. Lineage: Eukaryota; Fungi; Basidiomycota; Agaricomycetes; Russulales; Stereaceae. The transcript has 3 exons. The record is from RefSeq and is a predicted model, not a curated record.
GAUUAUCAUGAGCAAAAAGCUGAAGAAAAAGUUGAAUCCGACCGGUCUUUCUCGGUUUCUACAGGUCUUCAAUGCCCAACCUUCGUCCCCGUCACCGUCCAAGUCUUCCCCAGUCACACCUACAUCAAAACCUGCGAAGUCGAUUGCUUCUACCUCUAUAGACACGCCAUCGACAUCAGAUUUAGAAGCUGGGGGAGAAUUCUUGAUAUCGACUAGUCGUGGACGAACGGAGGAAGAAAAGGACGAACAGGGACCACCCGCGAAAAAACGACGGACAAGUCCAGGAUUGCUCGGUCCAGGGAAUGAAGUGUACGACGCUACAGACCUCGUACCAUACUAUACCUCCGCUUCAGAAGUACCAGAUCAUCUUCAGAAAUACUUUUCGCAACGAACUCGUUUCUUCUCACUCUACGACCAAGGAUGUCUACUGGACGAAGAAGGCUGGUAUAGCGUCACUCCAGAGGCCAUAGCGCUUCAAAUCGCGGAGAGGUGUAGGUGUGGGACUAUUCUGGAUGCGUUUUGUGGUGUGGGCGGAAACGCGAUCGCGUUUGCGCAGACGUGCGAGCGAGUAAUCGCCCUCGACACUUCACCUACCCGUCUCGCCCUCGCCCGACACAACGCAACAAUCUACGGCGUCGCCGACCGAAUCGAGUUCAUCCUCGGGGACUACAUCUCCUUCGCCCAAUCCCUCGUCGACCAGCCUAUCAUCCAGUCCGCCAGCAAUUCACCUCCGCCACUCGAUCACUCUGGCCCUAGUCCCAGCCAUAGAAGACGAAAACAUCCCAUCGACGUCGUAUUCCUAAGUCCACCCUGGGGCGGUCCGUCAUACCUGAACGGCUCCACGCUCGAUCUCACCGCGGUUACAGCGACGGUCCCAGACGUAGAAGGGAAAGUGGAAAAUCAGCACCCGGAGUUCACGCUCGAUUGUAUACGUCCUAUCCAGGGUCGGGACUUGUUCGAGCUCUCGAGAAAGAUAACGAAGAAUGUGGCGUAUUAUUUACCGAGGAACUCGAAUCUUGAGCAGAUUGCGGAGUUGCUCGAUGUUGGUGUAGAUGAUACGGAGUUGGGAAUCUCGGGGGCUGAGGGCAUAAAGGCCGGUGGACACGGGCUGGAGAAGCAGGGUACGAAGCGGAAACGGAGACACAAUGACGUUGGAGAUGGGGUGGAAAGGGUGGAAGUUGAGGAGGAAUGGAUGGGGAACAAGUUGAAGGCGAUUACGGCUUAUUUUGGAGGGUUAGCGCACGGGCAGGAGGACCUCUUUGAGUCAGGCUCGUGUACUUGA